CAAAUAGUGAGAGAAGUUUCAGGACUCCGGUAGGUGGCAGUGAAUGUUCUCAGGUAUAGGAGGGCAGGUUGAGUGUGUGUUUGUGUGAAAGGCGGGAGGACGUGUGUGUGCUCCUCUUCUUGCACAAGCGCUCCAUGUUGCGUAGUCCGGGAAAACUGGCGUGGUUUAGUAGCCGAGCGGUCAGGGAGUGGAUGUGAGUGAGUGUGUGUGGAUGUGUGUGUGUGUGAGAGAGAGAGAGCCAGUGACAGAGUUGCGGCAGGGCAGCUCAGAUUCUUUUUUUUUUUUUAAAGUGCCUGUGGCUGCACUCCGCCGGUUCACGCGCACUCCUCCUCGGACCGCCGGAGAGAGUCGCGCGACGAGACUUGUAGGGGGACACGCGCCGAAACCUCUGUCGCGAGCGUGACCCCCGAGGAUUCCCACUUUUUCUCUGUGGCGGACUCUCGUUGCGCCGGCGGAACAACCAAAACAUAAAAAAAGGUGGAACUAAAACUAACAUUCAUUGACUUCAGAGCGAUGAACUGGCAGAAUGGCCAAGUGGUUCAAGGAGCACCUAGGAUUCAAAACUACCAAAGCACCCCCUCCGGCGCCUCCGAAGCCGGACUACAGACACUGUCACACCGGUGUGCCCGGUGCGCCGAGCGGCUCCGGGGCCACCUUCCCGAGCUCGGCUCAGCCGGACAUCCUCACUGCUUACAAACUCCAAAAAGAGCUGGACUUCGAGGACCCGUACACUCCAGGUGGAAACAUUUCCUUCGUGUCGAGCUUGAACACUGUGGCGGCUUCGGACAAGUACGUGUCGCCGAAACACCGACUUAUCAAGGUGGAAACAGUCGAAAAGAGCCCGGCUCCGGGCGGGGGUGUCACCGUCACCCAGGCUGUAGCUGUAGGCAGCGUUAAAUCUCCUACUUCACCUCUGUCGGAGCACGACAACAAGGAAAAGCUGAUUAUUCUUGAAGAUUACGCGGAUCCUUUUGAUGCUGAGCAAGCUGGUGGGGCUCAGACCACCACAGAGAAAGUGACAACUGAGAACGACGGCUACAUGGAGCCAUAUGAGGCCCAGAAGAUGAUGGCAGAAAUCAGGUCUGGUGGUCGAGGCUCUAAGGAAGGGUCUGUCAAGCAGCUGCCUCUGUAUGACACGCCGUACGAGCCAGCCGAGAACGGAGGGGACUCGGACCCCGAGCGCCUACGCUGUCCCAGGGAGAGUCGACUGCCCCAAGAUGACGAGCGACCCCCUGAGGAGUACGACCAGCCGUGGGAGUGGAAGAAGGAGAGGAUUUCUAAAGCCUUUGCAGUAGAGAUUAAAGUGAUCAAGGACCUACCGUGGCCACCUCCUGUCGGCCAACUCAACACCAGCCCUCCACUGGCGGAGGAGCUAGAGUCUCCUUCCCAGACAGCUCAGGCGUCGCCAGGACAGAUGAGCUGUGACCAGCACCACCAUGUCCAAUUUGACGGGGUGGAUAAGUCUCGGAUGUCGCCCACAAAAGAUGGGAAAACCCGCCCUCUGCAGCGUCAUUCCAGUGGCUGUCUGGUCAACACCAAAAUGACUUCACUGGACCACAGCAACUCCUCUCUCGGGGAGAGGAUUGACCCCGCGAUGCCUCUGGAGAGCCAGUUCUGGUACCACGGAGCCAUCAGCCGAACCGAUGCAGAGUCUUUGCUCAGUCUGUGCAAGGAGGCCAGCUACCUUGUAAGAAACAGUGAGACCAGCAAGAAUGACUACUCCCUCUCACUUAAGAGCAGCCAGGGCUUUAUGCAUAUGAAGCUGUCGCGGACGAAGGAGAACAAGUACAUCCUGGGCCAGAAUAGCUGCCCUUUUGACAGCGUGCCAGAGAUCAUCCACUUCUACUCCAGCCGCAAGCUGCCCAUCAAGGGUGCCGAACACAUGUCCCUGCUGUACCCCGUAGCCAUCAGGACACUAUAGUGCCCCAGGUCAUGUGCAGGCGCACAGCUCCUUCAGAACUCACUGGUGCCACCCUGGCGGCUCUACACUUCAUGUUCCUCUGGGCAGAAAGACCCCCCCCCCCCCACCGCAGGAACAUCAACAGUGGCAUCCAAAACUGCUGAUCCUGACUCACCUCGUCGGCCGCCAGAUUCUACACCUGUUUUGAAGGCCACCUUUAUACUCUCAUACAGACAGACUUUAUAACAAAAUAUUUUUAGUUUUUGUUUGUUGAAUUUUUAUUUUAUUUAUGAUGAGCAUCCAUUUAUUGCAUCAGAGACUGACCUUGURAUGAGCAUCAUUUCAGUAACUUGACCUGAGAACCCAUAGCACUUAUCACUCAAAUCAAAAGAGAGGUACAACAUAUCAUUGGUCACUGGAAUCAACCGUGUAUCAUAAACUAUUGUACCUUUUUCCAAUAAGUCAACCACUUCAAAACAGUUGGUGUGUCUCAUUUUGAUUGGCAGUGAUGUUACAGUAAUUAUAUUCCAAAGGGGACUUGAAGAUUGUAAGGGAAGCAACAUUUACGAUGCAUGUUGAGCUGUAUUGUCCAGAUGGGACUCGUACAGCGGCCGGGGUAUUAAAUAAAUUGACCAAGUUUGACUGGUGCAUCCCCAGCUGCGUGUGAACACUGGGCCUGUGAGCCGGGCAGACUGAUCUCUC
This is a messenger RNA of Austrofundulus limnaeus, 2602 nucleotides long. It is a transcript of the gene shf, whose product is annotated as Src homology 2 domain containing F. NCBI's taxonomy places the organism in Eukaryota, Metazoa, Chordata, Actinopteri, Cyprinodontiformes, Rivulidae. Bases 527 to 1921 code for a protein of 464 amino acids. The transcript is spliced from 7 exons. The record is from RefSeq and is a predicted model, not a curated record. Gene Ontology annotation, molecular function: phosphotyrosine residue binding.